AUGCUGGCGAUCCUCUACGACCCUGACUGCCUCCUCCACGAGACGGUAGAAAUACUAGGUUCCAAACUCAUUCCGGCGCUUGAGUCGCCUGCGCGGCUCGAAGCGAUUCUGAAAGCUUUACGUCUCUCCGAACAUGACGUCCGCACAGUACAAUUCAGUUCGUCGACUGACGAAGAACGGUUCACGCAACUUCUAAGCCUGACAUCUCAGACCCACAAACACGACUACCUGGCUCAUCUCCAAACGGUUUACGACGAAUGGCUAUCAGCCGGUCUCAUCGAGAGGGAAGGUCACGUGCUACCUGAAUGUUUCUACCUACCCACAUCCACGGGGAAACCGAUGCGACCGCCAAAGGACACCUUUGCCCGAGCAGGGUACUACGCUUUCGACAUGAGCAGUGGGAUCAUGUCCGAGUCGUACCGCGCGAUCGUGGCCUCGGCCAACCUCGCGUGUGAAGGUGUAGACAUGUUGACCGGUGACUACAGGAAACGUGCUACAUCCACUCCAGCAUCAUCGGACGUAGACACCGUCUUUGCAUUGUGCAGACCUCCAGGCCACCACUGCGACGGCCGACGCGCCGGAGGGUACUGUUACAUCAACAAUGCGGCGUUGGCAGUCAGUGCUUGGCGUGCGUCAAAUGCAGGUGCAAACGCAGACGUAAACGCCAAAGUCGGCAUCCUCGACAUCGACUUCCAUCACGGCAAUGGGACACAGGAGAUCUUCUAUUCUGACCCCGACGUUCUCUACGUCAGCAUCCACGGUGAGGACGAGUUUCCAUACUACACCGGUGCCGAGGACGAACGGGGGCUUGGGGUUGCACAAGGCACCAACGUCAAUCUCCCCCUCAAGGUCGGAAGUUCCAUCGAAGAGUACACGGAGAAGCUCGACUACGCCUUGACGAAGUUAGUCGAGUACGAGACCGAAUUCUUGGUCGUCAGUUUGGGGUUCGACACCUACCAUUCCGACCCGCUCGGUGGUUUCCAAAUCCACACCGAGGACUACGAGAGCAUUGCCAAGAAAACGAGGCAGAGCUUGAAGGGCGUCCCGGCUCUUAUUCUUUUGGAGGGAGGGUAUGUGAUUGAAGAUUUGGGGAACAAUGUCUUGUCAUUCCUCAAGGGGUGGAAAUCUGUUAUAUAAACAACAGGUACGGAGUAAGGAAUACUUGAG
Exophiala oligosperma is the source of this 1167-nucleotide messenger RNA. RefSeq lists its product as uncharacterized. The record is from RefSeq and is a predicted model, not a curated record. The transcript has a single exon. The coding region runs from base 1 to 1137 and encodes 378 amino acids. Lineage: Eukaryota; Fungi; Ascomycota; Eurotiomycetes; Chaetothyriales; Herpotrichiellaceae.